AUGACGAUAAACUAUAUCUCAAUUUUUUCAUAUCUAUCUAUCUAUCUCAGUUUCUUCAUAUGUAUCUCAGUUUCUUCAUAUCUAUCUAUAUCAGUUUCUUCAUACCUAUCUAUCUCAAUUUGUUCAUAUCUAUCUAAGUCUGUCCAUAUCUAUCUAUCUAUCUAUCUAUCUGUCUAUCUCGUUUUUUUUCAUUAUCUCUCUAUCUAUCUCAGUUUGUUCAUAUUUAUCUAUCUAUCUAACUAUCUCAGUUUGUUCAUAUCUAUCUAUCUAUCUAUCUAUCUAUUUCAGCUUGUUCAUAUGUAUCUAUCUAUCUCAGUUUGCUCAUUUCUAUCUAUCUAUCUGUCUCAGUUUGUUCAUUAUCUAUCUAUGUCUGUUCUUAUCUAUCUAUCUAUCUAUGAGACUAUUCGUUUCUCUCUCUCUCUCUCUCUCUCUCUCUCUCUCUCUCUCUAUCUAUCUAUCUAUCUAUCUAUCUAUCUACGUCUGUGUUUUUCUCUUUCUCUCUCUUUCUCUGUCUGUCUGUCUGUCUGUCUGUCUGUCUGUCUGUCUCUCUCUCUCUCUCUCUCUCUCUAUUUUCCUCCUUUUCUUCCCGGAUAUUUGUAG
This is a messenger RNA of Acanthosepion pharaonis, 600 nucleotides long. NCBI's taxonomy places the organism in Eukaryota, Metazoa, Mollusca, Cephalopoda, Sepiida, Sepiidae. The record is from the annotation of a GenBank genome assembly.